AUGCAGGCUGCACAGCAGUCGUGGGAAUUCGAGAAUGUCGUCCAACUCGUAGAUCCCAGGCGUGACGCCCUCUACCGAUAUGACGCAGCAGCUCACAACGCCCUCUCGGACACCAAGCCGUGGAGCAGCAACCCGCGAUAUUUUAAGAACGUCAAGAUCUCCGCCGUGGCUUUGCUCAAAAUGGUCAUGCAUGCGCGCUCGGGGGGCUCAUUAGAAGUCAUGGGUCUCAUGCAGGGCUAUAUUGCUGCCGAAACAUUCGUUGUCACGGACGCCUUCAGACUACCCGUGGAAGGUACAGAAACCCGAGUGAACGCACAGGGGGACGCAAACGAAUAUAUGGUGGAAUAUCUACAGUCGUGUCGCGAUUCAGGCCGCAUGGAGAAUGCAGUUGGCUGGUAUCAUAGUCACCCGGGAUACGGAUGCUGGUUGUCCGGUAUCGACGUUUCGACUCAGUCCAUGCAACAAAUGAGCGACCCUUUCGUGGCUGUCGUGAUCGAUCCGGAUCGUACCAUCUCUGCUGGCAAAGUUGAGAUUGGUGCCUUUCGCACAUACCCAGAAGGCUAUACGGCUCCAAAGGAGGCCGCCGAAGACGAUGAAUACCAGAGCAUACCGCUGAAUAAGGUUGAGGAUUUCGGAGCGCACGCAUCUCAAUAUUAUUCCCUUGAAGUAUCACAUUUCAAGAGUACACUAGAUACACAGCUACUUUCGCUUUUGUGGAAUAAAUACUGGGUGGCAACACUGAGUCAAAGCCCACUGUUCACCACCAGGGACUACGGGAGCAAACAAAUAAUGGAUCUCAGCCAGAAAGUGAAGAGUGCGGCGCGGGCAAUUGGUGGAGGUGGCGGAGUCGGAGGAGCAGAUGGUAGUGCUACUACUAUUGUUACUGGUGGUGGCGGUGGUGGUGUUGCAAGUAGGAGCAACCCGGUGAAGGAUCAACAGAUAGCCAAAGUUGUCCGAGAUGGACAUCGGAUUGUCGCCGAGGAGGUCAGUGGCCUGGUAGCUGCCGAUAUCAAGAAGGGACUUUUUCAGAAUUUCAGAGAGACUUCAACUAGUACCUAA
Molecule: messenger RNA, 1059 nt
Organism: Talaromyces atroroseus
Lineage: Eukaryota; Fungi; Ascomycota; Eurotiomycetes; Eurotiales; Trichocomaceae
Product: COP9 signalosome complex subunit 5
Exons: 2
Coding region: 1-1059 (352 amino acids)
Biological process (GO): protein deneddylation
Cellular component (GO): COP9 signalosome; cytoplasm
Molecular function (GO): deNEDDylase activity; protein binding; metallopeptidase activity
Source: RefSeq, a predicted model, not a curated record